AUGUCCGCGGCAGUAGCGCUACCAGCGCCACCACCACCCGACGCAGCAGCAGCAGCGUCAGCACCUUGUGUUGACGUGCUAAGCCGCCCUGCUAGCUGGCACAUCGUGGCCAGCUUUGCCGCCCUCGUUCUCAUCGCUGCCGUCAUCGUCUGCGGAAACGCGCUCGUCGUGACGGCCGUCGUUGUCACCAAGAAACUCCGCACGACAACAAACCUCUUUAUCUGCUCGCUGGCCGUCGCCGACCUGCUGGUAGGCAUCGCCGUACUGCCGUACUCUCUCACGCUGGAGGUGCUAGACGAGUGGCUGUUCGACGAGGUGUGGUGUAGCCUCUGGCUGGCAAUCGACGUGCUGCUGUGUACAGCCUCCAUUCUGCACCUGUGUGCGAUCAGUCUCGAUAGAUACAUCGCUAUCGCCUACCCGAUGCACUACCCUCGCCUCAUGGUUCCCGCGCGAGGCAAAGCUCUGAUCGUCGUCGUCUGGGUGGUCGCCUUCCUCGUCUGCAUCCCGCCGCUGCUCGGCUGGAACGAGGUAGGCGCGCCGCUCAGGCGAGCGCUCGAGGACGGGGCAGCGGGUAACGCGUCCGCGUCCGACGCAUGCACGCUUAUCUCAGACCGCGGCUAUCGCGUCUACUCGGCGCUGGGUUCCUUCUUCAUUCCGAUGUUUGUCAUGGCGUUCUUCUACUGGCGCAUCUACGUCCUCGCGACGCGCAGCAGCCGCGCGAUGAAACGAGGCUUCAAGGAGGUGACCGGUCGCGCCGGCGGCGGGCUGCGCAUCCACCGUGGCGGCGGCACCGUCCGUCUCGCGGCGGCGGCGCAGGCGGCCAUGCUCACAUCUCGCAGCAUCUCGCGAGAGGACUCGCUUGUGACGGAGCCGCCGAGCCCCGUGCUGCAGUGCGGCCGGAAAUCCGGAAUACUGCAGUUUCGCAGCAGCGACCCCGCUGAUAAACGCGCCGCCCGGCGGCAGCUAUCGGAACAGCUACAAAGGUCGAAAAGCGACGUCGAUUCGGUUCCCUCGUCUGGGAGUAUCAACUCGCUGGAAAACGGAACCGGUUGCUCGCGGCAACCGCAAAACGGCGGCGGCUUCGGCGAAGAGGCGAUAGACGGCGACACUAGCGGCACGCACAGACUUCACAUGAUCUUAAAAUUGCGACGCGACUUUAAGAAGUUCACGCGAGAGAUGAAGGCUGCUAAGACGCUGGGAAUCAUCGUCGGAGCCUUCAUCGUCUGCUGGCUACCUUUCUUCACAAUCUACUUCGUCGAGGCGUUCUGUAGCGAUUGCAUCCCAUCUCUCGUUUUCUCCGUGUGUUUCUGGCUCGGCUACUGCAACUCCGGCAUCAACCCUUUCGUCUACGCCAUGUUCAGUCGCGAUUACCGAUCCACAUUCAACCGCAUUCUGCGCUGUCGCUUGGGUCGUGACCUCAGAACCACUGUGACGUUGACAUCGUGCCAGCGACUGUCGCGGAUGGAAAGCGAUAAGGCGGCGGACCUUUACGAUAGCUCGCUGACGUGGCAGUCCCGCCCAGCUGAAGCUAGUUGUGCUAAGCCUAAUAAUUACUAA
Molecule: messenger RNA, 1557 nt
Organism: Priapulus caudatus
Lineage: Eukaryota; Metazoa; Priapulida; Priapulimorpha; Priapulimorphida; Priapulidae
Product: probable G-protein coupled receptor No9
Exons: 2
Coding region: 1-1557 (518 amino acids)
Biological process (GO): adenylate cyclase-activating adrenergic receptor signaling pathway
Cellular component (GO): membrane
Molecular function (GO): G protein-coupled amine receptor activity
Source: RefSeq, a predicted model, not a curated record